AUGAAUCUAGAUACAGAAACUCUGCGUCAAGUAUUUGACGCUCUUGAUAAUGGACAUAAUGGUUAUAUUACUGUUGAACAAUUCACAAGUGCUCUCGAAAACUUUUAUACUUCAAUGUCACAAGAACAAGACGAAGGUCCUACUAAUCCCAAAUUGGACAGAAGGAACUCAAUGUCCGUUGAUAAUAUUGUAAAUGCUCUGGAUCCAGAAAAAGAUGGAAUAAUAUCGUUUGACGAUUUUAAAUCGGCUUUUCAGAAUUUCUUCAAUUGCCAAGAUCGAAAUGAACUAAAAGGCAAAAGUAUGACAGUUAAUCUUCAUGGUCGUCGAGUAUCAAUUACGCCAGAUGAUUACGUAAUGCAAAAUUUGGAAAAUGAUCCUGAUUUGAAAACUGAGGAUAGUGGAUUUUUGGAAACUGGCCCAAUGAAUUAUGCACCAUCUCGUCCAUCAACACUUCUCAUCAAGAAUUCGAAUGCCUCCUUCCAAGAAAACACUGUUGGGUCUCCUUUCAGUGGAUCUCGGUCCGAUUUGAUGUAUGAUGACGUUGACAAUAACAUCGAACAGUUGAGAAAUCAAAUGCGACAAAUGGAGGCCAAGAUGGAGUCAAUGAGUUCCGGCAACGGUUCAGACAAUUUGUCAGGUCGUCUUCGAGAGGAAAAUGCUCGGCUAAGCGCUUCUGUGGCGGUUCUUGAAGAGCGGCUCAAGGAAACUGAAGCACGCUACCAACGUGACCUUGAAAGUGAAAGAACACAUCUAGAGGCUCUAAUGGCUCGUUCAAAACGUACCUACGAGAUGGAGACAGAAAAUUUACGAGCGCGUUGCCAAAGGCUUGAGAGCGAAUUAUCCGAAGCCACCAUAAACUUGGGAAAAUCGAGAGUUGAACUCGACAGUGCUAGGGUGGAGGGCAAAAGGACAAAUGAAGCGCUACUAGACGCCCAGGACAAAAUAAAUUCCCUUAUGGAACAGUUAAAUAAUCGUUCAGACGCUGAAUCCCGGGAACUAGAGAAGGCGAUUGCUGAUCGGGAUAACGCUCUAAAUGCUCUCAAAGAAGUGAAUUUCGCAGUAGGAAGUGGACCUCGACUAUCCCUUGGAUCGGACACCGUUGCUAGGUUAGAGGAGAUGCAACAACUGAUUUACAGGUUGAAAGAAGAGAACAAGACUCUAACCAAAAAACUCCAAGACGCACAAGAGGAGUCGUGGUUCAAGAAUCUUAAAGAAGGUCACAACUACCUAACAGAGACUGAUCAAACAGUCGAACAGGAGUUGGAUAACCUUACUAAAGAAGAAGUAAGCCAAUUUCACUUUCCUGUCAUUAGUGAUUCAUCUCAAUCGUCUUCACUAUUUCAGUUGAGCUCAUCUGAAUGCAGACGUUCUUUCGUUUGUAUUGUUGCUAUUAUUCUUCCAGAAUCAUUAAGAUUCGAGCUAAUACCUAUGCGUAACCAGCAGACAAUUCUCAUCUUGGUAUCGUCUCAGAGUCCCCGUUCUGUCCCAAGUCUUGUUACGAUUCCUGCAGAGGUUUCGGACCUUCUAGUACAGGAAAAACACGCCAAUAACCAAUUGCGCGCUUACUUGAACACUGUCCUCGAGAAGGUUAUGAAUUAUCAUCCCGAAAUUCUUGAAUCCAAGUAG
Messenger RNA from Rodentolepis nana, 1626 nucleotides. NCBI's taxonomy places the organism in Eukaryota, Metazoa, Platyhelminthes, Cestoda, Cyclophyllidea, Hymenolepididae. The record is from the annotation of a GenBank genome assembly.